UCUAUUGUCGGUGGGAGUAGCAAAUUCGAUACAAACACCCUUAACCCCAGUAGCAACAUAAAAAGGAGUUUAGGAUUUAAAGCCACUCUCUUCGUCUCGUCUCUCGCUCACAGGUGCUUUCUCUGAUCAAGAACAGGUUCAGUCCUAUCCCAACAUUUUUCUUUUUGAAAUUUCAAGAGAAUGCACCCUGCUGGUUACACUGCUGAAGUUACAAGCUUAUCUCCUAAAGUAACAGAGAAUGAUGUUUACAAUUUUUUCGCUUACUGUGGUGCAAUUGAGGGAGUUGAAAUUGUCAGAUACGGUGAAUGUGCUUGUACUGCAUAUGUGACAUUUAGAGAUGCUUAUGCUCUGGGAACAGCUGUUUUGCUCAGUGGAGCUACAAUUCUAGAUCAAUGUGUACACAUACAACCUUGGGGAGCAUAUAUCGAUGAAUCCGACCCUUGGAAUAGUCUGUCAGUGAUGCCCAGAGAUGAUACCAGCUCAAUGACUAUUCAUAUGGGACAAUGCGCCUCCACCCCGGGAGAAGCAGUAACUUGUGCACAGGAAGUUGUCAAGACAAUGCUAGCCAGGGGAUAUAUUCUGGGCAAGGAUGCAUUAAUCAAGGCCAAAGAUUUUGAUGAGUCCCAUCGAGUCUCAGCUACCGCAGCAGCAAAGGUUGCUGAGCUAAGCAAUAGAAUUGGGCUCACUGAUCAUAUUUAUGCUGGCAUGGAAACUUUUAAGGCUGUGGAUGAUAAAUACCAUGUUUCAGACAUCACCAAAUCAGCUGCUAUUGUCACUGGUACAGCAGCUAUCGUUGCAGCAACUGUUACAGGGAGAGCGGCAGCUGUAGCUGGUAAUGCUCUAGUGAACAGCAGCUACUUUGCCAAAGGAGCACAUUGGGUUUCAGACAUUUUGACUCGUGCGGCCAAAGCUGCUUCUGAUUUGGGUAGCCUUGAUGGCGAAAAAAUAGAGUGACACUGGCAGGUGUUUUAGCUUGCUUCACUUUCGUUAUUGUAUACAAAUAAAUGUCUCGUUGUUGUCUACCAGCCUAGUUCAGUGGUGGUCUUGUCUCGGAAACUGUUUCAAGAUUGAAAUCUUUGUGCAUUAGUCAAUUCACAGUAUUGUAUCCUGUGAUUGAA
This is a messenger RNA of Juglans microcarpa x Juglans regia, 1118 nucleotides long. RefSeq names its product binding partner of ACD11 1-like. The transcript has 5 exons. Gene Ontology annotation, molecular function: RNA binding. The record is from RefSeq and is a predicted model, not a curated record. The coding region runs from base 181 to 954 and encodes 257 amino acids. NCBI's taxonomy places the organism in Eukaryota, Viridiplantae, Streptophyta, Magnoliopsida, Fagales, Juglandaceae.